GUGAUAUCACUUUUAACGAUAAAACUGAGGAACAAGAUUAUUGGUGUACGAUUAUAUAAUCGAACAUUAACAAUUUUUAAUAUAAACAAGAUAUACAUUUGAUGGGCAUCUGAAAUGUUUAAUGGAAUACUUCGAAGUGUUAUAUGUGAUUUAACUUUUUCCUUAACUUGUUGACAGUCGAAGACAAAUUGGCUUUGGGCCUGCAAUAUUAUCAAUAUUUCCGUUUUGCAUAAAAAGUGAUCAAUUAAAUAUAUCAUAAAAGUAGAAUCUCUUGUUGAGACUGUCAAAAAUUAUCAAAAACUAAAAACUUGCCGAUUAUUAUGAAAAUAACACGCGUGCCUUUCUGCGUAUAAAUACAGGAUGGCUCAAAGUGAAAAAAACAGUUGUAGAACAACUUUCGUGACCGCAAUAUAAGUACAUACUUGCAGUACUUUAGAAAGUGAAAAAUAUCUAAAAAUGCUUGGAACGUUUAGUGCAUCUAUUUUAGCACUGCUGCUAAUUUGCGGCAAUGCUUUUACUGCCUCGGGGCUUAACAUGACCAAUAUCUGUUUGCUACUGGAGGAUAAUGCUCUGAUUGCUAGUGGCGAAUCUUGCUCAACAUAUUACUUGUGCUCCAACAAUGUUCCGAUUCUUCAGAGUUGUGCGAGCGGCACCUACUUCAACAAGAAUGUCCAAAGCUGCGUCAGCACUGCUCCGUCUUAUUGCGCCGUGGAUGGCGCGGAUCCCUGUACUGGACACGCUAUUGGAACAUACACCGCUGUUCCAAAUUCGUGCAGCGGCUACUAUUACUGCUCAGCUAAGGGUGCAUUACGUAGUAACUGCCCCAAUGAUCUAGUCUUCAAUCCUACUACACAAGCCUGUGAUUACAAAGACACUUAUAGCUGUGAUGACACAACUGCUGAUACUGACUCAAGCUCGUCAGUGAUCAAUUUAUGUUCAUACGUAAGAAUUAACAAAUACUUCGGCAAUGCUUUCAACUGCGCAGGAUGGCAAAUAUGCUCCACCGACAACUCUUUCAAAACGGGCACAUGCAAGGAUAACUUGGUCUUCAAUACAAAAACCAAGACUUGUGACUACAAAUCAAAUGUUGUAUGCUCUCAGGUGACAAAUGAUCCUAACCUAGAAGUGACAGCCGCAAAUGGUGGUGCUUGUACUGUGUCUGGGAACGUUAAAAGUGCUACCGCUUGCAAUCAAUAUUACUAUUGCAACGGCGCCAACUAUGUGCUGAAGACAUGCACAGGCCGUUUAUAUUUCGACACAGUGUCUGGUGAAUGUGUAAACCGUAUAAAUGCGGUCAACGAUUGCGAUCGCUGCCUUGGUAGCGACGAUACUUUCGUGAAUGCCUACGGUACCGAUUGUAAGGGUUAUUUGUACUGUUCAAAUGGUUUUCGACAUAGUUCUGCUUUAUGCGCAAAUGACGAGUAUUUCAAUGAGUUGCUGGGCGGUUGCGUUAAAGAGAAUCCCAACUUCGAAUGCUGUGCAAAUUCAACAAGUACUACCAUUGCAGCCGACUCAACUACUGAAUCAUCUGCAACAACAGCUAAAACGGAGUCCGGAACAACAGCUAAAACGGAGACUGGAACAACAGCUAAAACGGAGUCUGGUACAACAGCUAAAACGGAGUCUGGUACAACAGCUAAAACGGAUUAUUUUACUCUUAUUUAUGCAAUUAAUGUAUUACAUUCGAUCACCCAUUGUCGCGCCGAGUACGAUGUGACGUCGAUAUGUACGCUUGUUAAAGAUAAUGUGCGAGUAGCUAGUACCGACUCCUGCAAAAACUACUUCACUUGUCAAAACGGCAAAGCUAUUGCAGAAAGUUGUCCGGAUGAGCAACUCUUUCAUAAGGAUCACCAGCUAUGCAAACCUUCCACGGAGGUGGACUGCUAUUGGGGAGUAGCCACACCAUGUUCAACACGCGACGAACCAACAUUUAUACCGAUUGUGGGAACAUGCGAGGGCUGGAUACACUGUAAAGAUGGCAAGGAAGCGGGACGUGGCGAAUGCGGUCAAAAUUUGGUGUUCAAAGAUGGCCGUUGCGAGUACGGCGAAUGUCGUGAGGAGUAUGAUCCUAGUGGGUUGCAGAGCAUUUGUCAGAUUAUGCCCAAUAAUAAAUACUUUGGUAGUUCCAUUGAUUGUGCUCGUUGGCAAAUAUGUCGAAAUGAUUUACUUAAGUUUGGUUACUGUAAGAACUCAUUGGUUUACAAUCCACUCACUGGCGAAUGCAUUUACGAAAUGAAAAACACCUGCAACUAUGUUACCGGAGAGUCAAUUCUACCAGAUGAAGAAAUUAGUGGUACCUGUACCUCUUCAGAUUCUGCCAUAGCGAGCGUCAUAAAAUGUUCAAUGUAUUUCCAAUGUAUUAAUGGAGAAUGGACCCGCAGGGAUUGUGCUGCCAAUCAAUUUUAUGAUAUUGUUGAGAAACAAUGUGCCGAUUAUGUUGCGGCUAUUACGAACGACAAAUGUGAUCGAUGUGAAUUUUCCAAGGGGGAUUUCGUAAACGAUGUAGAUCCUAAAAAUUGUAGUAAAUAUGUUUAUUGUCGCAAUGGCAAAAGGAAAAGCAAAGGUAGUUGCCCGAGUGGCCGCUAUUUCAAUGAACCUUCGCAAGCAUGCUUGAGCACCGGCGAAGACGUUAACAGCGCUGAAGAAGGAAGUGGUGAAAAUGAUAUCGCUGGCCUAGGCACGUCCUUGGCUUUGUACAAUAAAUCGCAUGGUGCCUGUAAGACCAAUGACGUGUUGAUUAGCACUCAGAGUUAUAUUAUAUCUAAGCAAUUUAUCGCUGGCUACCUACUUCUGGUGCUAGUUAACACGAUUUCCGCGGAAUACGACGUGGAUGGCGUAUGUACGUUGAUUAAGGAUGGCGGCUUAAUUGGUAGCAUUGAAUCUUGUCAGAAAUAUUAUAGUUGCAACAAAGGCAAGGCAACGGCCUAUGUAUGCCCAGACGGCACUAGAUUCAGCAAGAAUUUGGAAAAAUGCGUAAGUGAGAGCAGCGUUGACUGCUACAUCGGCGCAGCGGGAGUCUGCACUGGUCGAAGUGCGGCGUUCAUUUCGAAGCCAGGCACCUGCAACGGCUGGAUCUACUGUAAGAACGAAAAGCAGGUCGGCAGCGGUAGUUGUGGUAGCAAUUUAAUUUUUCAAAAUGGUGAAUGCCGAUAUGGCGAGUGUACCGUGGAUAGUAGUAAUUUGAAUACAAACUUUACAUCGAUCUGCCAGGUUAUGCCGAACAACAAAUACUUUGGCAGCACAAAGGAGUGCAGUAAAUGGCAAAUUUGCAGGAAUGAAAAGCUGGUCGGAGGCUUUUGCAAGAAUGGUUUAGUUUAUAAUGUUAAUUUGGCUUCUUGUACCUACGCAAGUUCAAGCUCUUGCUCUCAAGUAUCUGGCAUAACCGUACAACCCGAUGCUGAAGUAUACGGAAGUUGUAAUAAUGUUAACACUAAGAAACCAUCAAAUAUAUGCAGUGACUACUUGAAAUGUGAAAAUAAUCUAUGGAAACGGUAUUCGUGCAAUAGAGGUUAUUACUUCGAUAUUACAACGAGCUCAUGUGUAGCCCGCAUCUCGGCUAUAACAACUGAUUGUGAUCGCUGUCUGUUCUCGACAAAGGAAUUUGUGAACGCUGUCGAUGAGGAAUGCCGCAAAUAUUUGGUAUGCCAAAAUGGUAUCAAAAAGACGUUCAAUUACUGUGCUACCGGGUACUACUUUGAUGAGAUCGCUGGAGGUUGUGUUAAAUCCACAGACACUGUGAGCAAGGCAUCUAAUGGGGCUUGCCAAGCAGCUACUUCUAGCGAUACAAGCUCUUCUGCUGAUAGUGACUCUAGCGAUACAAGCUCUUCUGCCGAUAGUGACUCUAGCGAUACAAGCUCUUCUGAUAACAGUGAUUCCAGCACUGAUGAAAGCGCUUCUGACGAUACUAGCGAAAAAGUUAAAAAAUCUUCAUGUACAAUUGGCUUCGCUUUGAUUUACGUUUCAGCCGAGGCCAUUAUAUUUGGACUGUUGGUCUUAUCAACAGGAUUUGCUGCUGGCUCUUCUACAACCAACAACGGUGACCUUUGCCGCUUCUUUGCCAAUGAAACAAAGCUUCGCGAUCCAGCGUCGUGCAAUCAAUAUAUAACAUGUGUGGAUUUCGUCUCCCAGUAUCAGAGUUGCACUACAGAUAAGCCUUUCUACGACAAAGAUACGCAAAAGUGUGUCACUACAUUAUCUAAUAACAGCACUUGCCAGAUUUCUUGCGAAAAAUAUGUGGGUGGAUUCGUAAAUGAUCCAUCAUCAUGCAAUGGUUAUUAUUAUUGCAAAGAUGCCGAAACAGCUUUGUAUGGAAAAUGUCCAGAAAACAUGCACUUCAACGGCACCAACCAGAUGUGUAGAUACAAAUCAGAUUCUACAUGUAAGGUCAAGGAAUUUGAUAUUUGCUCAAUAGCUAAAAAGGAGACAAAAGUUCUAGAUGAAAAUGAUUGUCGUAAAUAUUAUGAAUGCUCAUCUAAGGGUGUGCUAACCGAAAAAACAUGCGCCAGCGGUAAAUAUUAUAAUGCCAUCACCGGUACUUGUUUGGAUAAAUGGAUGGUAGACUGCCCGAAAAUUCCGUUACCCGAUAAUAUUUGCGGUACAAAAGCAAAACCAGUGAAAAAUAAAUUUGUUUCGGAUGAUGCCACUUGUCGCGGCUACUUCUAUUGCGGCGACAAGGUCGUACCAGAUCCAGCUCCCAUAUGGGGUUCGUGUCAAAAUGGCACAUUCUUCGAUGCCACAAGUCAGUCUUGUGCAAGUCCUCUACAGGUUAAAUGUCCCACUGGCGCAGAUCGUUGCGAUGGUCGUUCAGAAACAUUUGUCAGCGGAAGUGAAUCUGGUUGUCGUCAAUAUUUACGCUGCAAAGAAGUUUGCAAAAUGUUAAGAAAAUCAUUGGUGGCACUAAUUUUGUUUAACUGUUAUCUUAGUAACAGCGUAAGUGCUAUUGUACUGCCUGAUCCAACAGGGUUGUGUGGUCUUUUUAAGGAUGGUACACGACUCCGGAAGCCAGGCUCAUGUACAGAAUAUAUUCAUUGCGCUAAUUCCUCAGGUAUUGUUUACUCGUGCCCCGCUCAGCAGUUAUUCGACCGCAAAACGCAAAGUUGCGUUACAGAAGAAAAUCUCUCCGAUGUAGACAAAUACUGCCGCAAUCGAUGCGAAGGCAUCAAUGGCAAGUGGAUAACAGAUCCAUUUUCUUGUAAAGGUUAUCUCUAUUGUAAAAAUGGUGAGCCACUGCAGGGUUAUUGUGAUAACGGUUACAAUUUCGAUGAGACAAAAGCGAUGUGUGACUUCGAGGAUGAGAGCAGCUGCUAUAUAGUGCCAGAGAUUUGCGACUUGGUACCAGACGGCACAAAAUAUCGCAAUAUAAAUGACUGCGCUAAAUACUAUGAGUGUAAAAAUGGCAAAAGUUCAAGUUCUACUUGCAGUAAAAAGCAUUUCAAUGUGCAAACCAAUGCUUGUGGUGAUCAAUGGAUAGAUGAUUCUUGCGUGCCUAGUGCAAUCACUUGCUAUGCUAACAGAACCAUAAUAAGAGGUUACUUUUCCGAUAAAGCUACAUGUCGUGGAUAUUUCAUUUGCCGAGAUUUUGGAACUGAGCAAGACUUGGAACCUGUUUUCAGACAAUGUCCUGUUGGCAAACUCUUUGACCAAACAACGCAAUCAUGUGUGGAUCCCAUCGAUUCGGAUUGCCAGUAUAACAGAUGUCAGGGUCGUGGUGACAUGUACAUUCAAACUAACGAAGAUAACUGUCGCAAUUAUAUCACUUGUCAAGGCGGGUUUGAAGUAGCUAGAAAAAGAUGUAAUGGCGAUAAAUUCUUUGAUGAGAAAUCACAGGGCUGUGUGAACGCCAUCAUCAGUUAUAAAUGCUGUGAUGGUAAAUAAUAUGUGAACAUUUCUAGGUACGAGAGGCGAUUGAUAAGUUCGCAGCCUACUUAAUGAAGCAAAUGUAUAG
Molecule: messenger RNA, 5944 nt
Organism: Ceratitis capitata (Mediterranean fruit fly)
Lineage: Eukaryota; Metazoa; Arthropoda; Insecta; Diptera; Tephritidae
Exons: 12
Coding region: 457-5874 (1805 amino acids)
Cellular component (GO): extracellular region
Molecular function (GO): chitin binding
Source: RefSeq, a predicted model, not a curated record